UGUUACUUGCGGUCAUACCAGUUUAAUGACGCAAUUACCUUUAUCGUUGGUCCAAUGUCCUUGGUUGGCCUUUCAAUUUCAUCAGUGUCUGUGGCUAUUUAGCUGCACUUCCACCAAAGACAAGAAUGAACCGGUCACUAGUCGGUAAGGUGGCUAUAGUAGUGGGAGCAUCCAGGGGGAUUGGUAAGGGCAUCGCCUUACAACUUGCAGAGGUCGGGGCUACAGUCUACAUAACAGGUCGGACGCUGCUGCCCGAUGGUCGGGGUACGUCACUUACAGACUGUGCGGAGGAGAUAAAGAAAAGAGGAGGACGCGCUAUUCCGAUUCAGUGUGAUCUAGAGAAAGACGACGAGGUCAAAGAGCUCUUUGAGAGGGUGUCGAGGGAACAAAAUGGCCGCUUGGACAUCGUGGUUAACAGCGCGUUCAGCUCAGCUCAGGAACACCUCGAUAAUAUGGGGGAGCGGAAAAGUUUUUGGGAUUUGCCGUUGGAACCAUGGACGCAAAACAUCAACGUGGGAGUAAGGGGCUACUACACCUGUACUGUAUACGCUGCCCGGCUGAUGGUACCGGCUCGGACAGGGCUCAUUGUCAACAUGUCCUCUGAGGCAGGACUCACAUACCUGUAUGGCUUUACCCCGAGCUAUUGCGUAAGCAAGAUGGCGGCGGACCGACUAGCAUCUGACUGUGCGCAGGAGUUGAGAGAACAUGGCGUGACCUGCCUCUCCCUGUGGCCCGGCGCUACUCGAACAGAGCGUGUCAUGGAAUGGGUGACAAAUCUGCCUGGUGAUGAAACAUCACCUAACUCAGUUCAUAAGAACAGAGUCAUGUUGAACUCUGAGAGCAACGAGUACGCCGGGAAAACCAUCGUCCAUCUUGCCUCAGACCCUGACAUCAUGAAGAAAUCGGGGAGAAUUUUCACCACCGGUGACCUGGCUGAUGCGUACGGCUUUAAAGACAUCGAUGGCCGGUCUCCCCCCGAUUUUGUCCGCCGCCUGAGGGACCGACUGUCACUGAAGGGUUACACAAGACUGGCUGCCUGGGUACCAUCUUUUGUCAAGAUCCCCAACUGGAUGCUUUAUGCAUACUACCAGCUUCUGUAGCCUGUGUUAGAACACUAGCCAGACAGUGGUAUCUAACACCAAAUCUGAAGUGCAGUUAUUGUAAAUGAAUAAUGCACACUGAAACGAUACAACUUACCAUUAAUGAACUACAUGUAUAAUCAAAAUUAUUACAGCUGUUACACAAAUUAUCAUGGAUUCACAUACAUCAUUUUUGACAAUAGCCUGUACCUCCAAAAAUAGUCUCAUCAGGUUGGUAGAACAUAGGAUAUUUUUAAACAACAGGAAAGACUCUCACUUUGCUUACAUUUCAGUGUCUAUCAGACCGAAACGUAAGCAAGGUGAGAGUCUUCCCUAGUUUUGGAAGAGAAAUCCCAAUAUCCUGCCACUGCUAGCCUCCUUUCGCAGUCUUGUUGGGCGUCGGCGUUUUUUUCUCUGAGCGACGUGAGUAAUAUGCGUCCGCGAGGGACGAUUUGCUGCCGAGGGAGU
This is a messenger RNA of Branchiostoma belcheri (Belcher's lancelet), 1547 nucleotides long. RefSeq names its product dehydrogenase/reductase SDR family member 1-like. Lineage: Eukaryota; Metazoa; Chordata; Leptocardii; Amphioxiformes; Branchiostomatidae. The transcript has 9 exons. The coding region runs from base 126 to 1100 and encodes 324 amino acids. The record is from RefSeq and is a predicted model, not a curated record.